Messenger RNA from Funneliformis caledonium, 750 nucleotides. The record is from the annotation of a GenBank genome assembly. NCBI's taxonomy places the organism in Eukaryota, Fungi, Glomeromycota, Glomeromycetes, Glomerales, Glomeraceae.
AUGAAGAUACAAAACGUAAUUUUAAUAACUUCCCUUUUAAUACUUCAAAUUAUAUGUAUAACAUCACAAAAUAUAGUUGGCUCGGUAAUAUUUCCAUACAACACUGUAGAAGUCCCACAAAAUAACGGAACAUGGUUUCUAUGUUCAGAAGAACCAACAAAAUAUGUCAGCUAUAGCGUAAGAGUGGUAGAUGGUACAUUGCCGUUAACCGAGCCGGAAUUUGGUACAAAAAAAGAAGGGUACAAUGCACCUCUCCUGACAGCACCACAUGAAGGAAUAACCGCCCAAAUACGUUAUACAUCAUCAUUUAGAUUUGUACCUUCUUUAUCUUGUUAUAUGAACUUUGUAACAUUGUGUGAUCAGGAUACUGGAAAUCAUUUAAUGAAAGAUAACGAAUAUUAUUGUUUGGUCUUGGUUAAUCCUGCCCCUGUGGUACAACGUGUAAAUGUCACCGUCUCUUUUAAUGGUUCAGUGUUUGAUAGUGCAUUUACGAGUGAUUAUAAACCUGGUGGAAAUUCGGUUUCAAGAACACUUAGUAGAGAUUCCUUAUUAGAAUUUAGUUCAAAAACUGGUCAAGAUUUAAAUCAACCUUUAGCGCAUAUUGCCAAAUCCGAUGACAUUCUCAUUCGAUUACAAAACCCAUACUCUCUGAAACGGUUGGCAAUUAAGGAAGGACAAAAUAGGACAUAUCAACGAUUUCCUUUAACUCGGCUUGAUUCCAUGACUUGUCCCAAUGGUAAUCUGAAAUAG